Molecule: messenger RNA, 1913 nt
Organism: Drosophila innubila
Lineage: Eukaryota; Metazoa; Arthropoda; Insecta; Diptera; Drosophilidae
Gene: Sms
Product: spermine synthase
Exons: 4
Coding region: 61-1161 (366 amino acids)
Biological process (GO): spermine biosynthetic process
Molecular function (GO): spermine synthase activity
Source: RefSeq, a predicted model, not a curated record
CUGCAAUCAAAUAAUCCAUUCAGCGGGCUAAACUAAACCAAAUAAGACAAGACUUUCGAAAUGGCUCUCCAGACAAUAUUAUUUGAUUUUACAUUGGAUGCUGAAAAAACAGCAACAUCGGCGCAACGCCAGGAGGUUGCCCGAGUUGUUCGCAGCGAGUUGGAGCAUGUGUUUUCGCAACUGGAAUUGGCAUAUUCUAUGGAAUCGACGGAUAAUGGCUACUUUGCGGUGCUGCAUGAAAAUAAGGAAACGAUUGUAACAUGUCGCAUAUUUCAACAGGGACUGUUGACCAUCAAUGUGGAGUAUUAUCUGGCUGACGGCAAGGAGCCUCUCAUGUCCUUUGAUACUGGCAAACGUGUGGAAAAUGCCAUAGCCAAAAAAUUGAAUGCCCUUUGGGGUCAGAAGUUGCCAACAUUGAAGCGCGGCGAUGUCGCUAGGUAUUUUCCAUCGUCAGAUGAGCGCAUCAUUGAAUAUGAUAUUGAUACUCUCGUUUAUGAGGCACGAUCGCCUUUCCAAAAGAUUCAGAUUAUGCACUCCAAAACACUGGGCAAUAUGCUAAUUUUGGACGAAUUGCAGAACAUUGCCGAGUCCGAUUUGAUCUACACAGAGACUCUCAUGGGCCGUGGCAUUGAAAACUACGAGGGCAAGGAGAUAUGUAUACUUGGCGGCGGUGAUGGAGCCUUAUUGUAUGAGCUGCUCAAGGAGAAGCCAAAGCAUGUGGUUAUGCUGGAAAUUGAUGAGCUGGUCAUGCAGGCCUGCAACAAGUAUUUAAACAGUAUUUGUGGCGAUGUCUUGGAGAAACGCAAGACCGAUCAGUAUGAGAUCAUUGUAGGUGAUUGUGUGGAAUAUAUGAAAAAGUUCAUUGCAGAAGGUCGCAAGUUUGAUUAUGUUUUCGGCGAUUUAACUGAUAUACCCAUAAGUGGUGCUCCGAUUGGAGAAUGCUGGGAUUUCAUACGCACCAUUUUUGAGCAUUCGUUCAAGUUGCUGCAGCCAGAUGGCAAGUUCUUGACUCACGGCAAUGGCACCAGCUGCUUGGAAUCAUUGCAGUUGUUUGAGGAUCAACUGCGUUUGCUUAAGCCGAAGGUGAAGUUUACCACAACGAAGGCGUUUGUGCCAUCCUUCAUGGAAGAAUGGCUCUUCUAUCAAGUGACCUUCGCUUGACCAGCUCGAGAAAAUUCAUUAACGCGACGACAAGCAACACAAUUAAAGCUAAAAGCAACAACUACCACAUCGUGUCUCCAAAAUGCUACAUCCAUAACAACAACACAAGAAGAUCACACAACCGCAACACAAUUUGAUAAAACUGAGCUCAUCACCAUGGAGCCAAUUAAACUGCACAGCUACACCGUGAUACUGCAUGCAGCCAAGGAGCAGCAGCAACAACAGCAGCCAAAGAAGAAUCGUCGUAAAAGACGUGUGCACUAUCAUCAUACUCUGGUUUCAUAGUGGAUGCUUUUACAAAUGAAACCCAAAGAAAAAGACAAACUAACAACUAUAUAACAUCACAAAGAAUAUAACUCACACUUCCAAUGGCUGUAACUUAGCAUCUGAAAACCAAACCAAAUAUUUAAAGCACAAUUUAUAUAAUUUAAGUUAGGAUUUAGUUAUGUUACCAUGCACUUUGAUUUUCGAUUGUACUAAAUUUUAAGUCAGCAACGAUCAAAGGCGAAAAGGAGAUAUUUUAUGUACUUAUUUUGUGCUUAUUUAAAUUAUGUUUAACGUCUAGUGUUUUCGUACACAUAAUUUACAUAUAUAAUAUAUAGGCAUUACUUAGAAUUCAUGUAUUCAAUUUUCAAUUAGAGGCACUCGAGAUCGCGUGUAUGCAAAUAAGAGUGUGAGGAUUUGUAGCAGAUAGAUGAUGUCACUUGAAAUGUUUGAAAAAACACAAUAAAAAAAAAGGUCGUACGCAGAAA